Molecule: messenger RNA, 596 nt
Organism: Cuscuta epithymum
Lineage: Eukaryota; Viridiplantae; Streptophyta; Magnoliopsida; Solanales; Convolvulaceae
Source: the annotation of a GenBank genome assembly
UUAAAAGACUUCAGCUGGGUGAUGAAAGGGUAUUAUAGGCUCUUCCAAUCGAGACAGAUACUCUCACAUUCCUAUCCAUUUGCGUAUUACAUGUUUGGUGAAGAACUAGUUGAGAAUGAAAUGACUCAGAGAGAACGAGAAAUAAAACAAAACCUUUUUGAGGACCAGCAACAGCAGCUUGAAACCAAUACCGAGAGGCUCUCAAUGUUUUUGGAAACCCCGUUUGAUGAAUUCGCAGAAAAUAAGGUUGUCGAGAUGCGGCUCAAGAUCAUCACUCUCUCGGCUGUUAUUGAUAAUUUCUGCAAAAAAUUGUAUGAAUGCAUUGACAACGAUUUACUGGUUCAUCUUCGGUUCAACCACACCAUCUCUCCUUAUCAAUCAAGUGGUGCAGUGAAAGCCUCAGAGCUAGCGGGUGAUUUUCCAAAGGAUGUCAACUUUUAACUGGAGCUUGUAAUUUGACCACUCGAGUUGUCCAGUUUGUAACGAGACCGACACUCUUGGCUUCACAAUAUAAAUGAAUGAAUAUAAGCUUAUACUGCUCAUAUAGCAUGAUUAGAUUUAAGUCGUACUUGGCAUUCUUUUAUUUUUGUAACCUU